CCACCUUUCAUGAGACCCAGACCCGCCAUCACCAAUCCAUCUCUGCCGCAUCCCAAUCUCCCUCUUCUUCCUCCGCCUCUUUCAAACCCUAGUUACACAAAAUCCCCUUCCUGGUCCCUCCCCUCCAACCACCAUGCUUCUCCCACUUCACUUGCCCCUGCCGGAGCUUCGUCAGUUUGUUUAUCAGUCUCGCCGACGACGGGAUUCAUGGUCGGUGGAGGAUUGUGCCGUUCAUGCACCCUGCCACUAUGGUGGAGGGCUGUAAGGACGAGAUCAGUGAGGGAAUUGGUUUAUCUUGUGAACGUGGAGUUCCUAAACUUUGGUUGCAAAAUCAAAAUUAAUUAAAAAAUGAAAAGAAAUUUCAAUCGACAAAGGCAGGAAGAGAGGGAGAGAAUAGUUACAGGGAUCUAAGGCAACCCGAGCGGGUUCCGGCAAAGGUCUCCAGCGGUUGCCACUACUGCUGGAAACACGAACGCAUUGUCGUAGUACCCUCUCGGCAGCGGCAGCGGACCCCGCGCUGUAACGCGCGCGUUGACGGUGCAGAUGAUGCACAUCUCCUCUUCCGGACCGGGUCGGAGGGUGACGAUCUGACACUUAAGAGGCGGGCGAUGAGAAUCUCGAAGCUGGAGCAGGAAUCGCAGAGGUGGGGCGGCGCGUCAUCCCUCUCCACCGUCUCGUCGAUCAGGGGUUUCUCAUCUUCCUACCAAACUUGGUCUAGUAGAAGCAGAUGGUGAGAUUGAGCUUGCGGGAGAGAGGCGGCGGGGAUGGCGGGCAGUGAUGGGAGUCGGAGGCAGCGGUCUGUUUCUAUUCCUCCCUUGUCGGCGGUGAACCAUCGAAGAAGGAAGAGGAAGAAAGUCGGGAGGAGAAGACGACACAUUAGGGAUUUUAAUUUGAAAAUUUGUUUUAAUAUGAAUCGGUUACUGAGUCGGGUUUGGUUAAAUGGUUGGGUUGGGCAUGAUGACAUGGCGGGUCGGAUUUGAUGAUGUGGCAGAUUAAAAUUGGGUGAGUUAGUACUUCUGUUAGCCACAUCAGCAAAUGACUGACGACGUUAACGGAAUUAGACGGAGACUAACGGUGAGUGACCAAACAUGAACUGUUAAACUAAUCUUAGUGACCAUUAUUGGAAUUAAAUAUUUUUGAUGACCAAACGUGAACGUUUUUAGUAAUUUCAGUGACCAAACUUGCAAUUAACCCAAAAUUUAAGAGAUGGAGGACGAUCACCAUCCUGUCGUCGGCUCAUUACUUCUCCAUUUUCCAGUUCUCAGCACCCUCUCCAGCUGAAGUUACCAAUCUCUCUCCCUCACACGACUUUAAAGUGAGCUCCAUAAAAUUUCGAUCCUGAAUCGGAAUCCAGAGGUCAAGCCCAACUCCGACCUUCCUCUGCUCUCAGCCUCUAAUAAGGGGAGACAGGAGAUUGACUCAAUGGUGCUUACCAAUUUUGACGGCGUCGGCGUUGGAUUUGGGUUUGGAGUUGGUUGUGGCUUCGGCGUUGGAUGGGGUUUUGGCGGCAUGCCAAUGAAUAUCUUGGGCCUUGGUGCAGGGGGUGGAUGUGGAGUUGGUCUAGGACUCGGAUGGGGCUUUGGCAGUGCCUUUGGUAGUCACUACAGAUCAUCCAGACUCACUUUCCAUGGCGUCGAAUUCGGUAACAAAGAUGAACCAAUCAAUAGCAGCAGCAGCAGCAGCAAGUCCACCAACAGCAAGACUCAUGCUAAUACCCCAAGCAGCAAGCAACUUCAGAAGCAGGUUUCAAGUUAGAGCAAUAGCUUCUUCAGAUUGUGCUGUAACCCCUAGUUCCAAGUUAUCGAGUGUUAGCUGGAGUUAGUGCAAGUGUUCUUAUGUUAUCAGUAAGCAGACUUGUAGUUGUGGAGAGCCGCAUAUUCCUGAUGUUCACUACACUUUCACAUCUCAAUGAAUUGGAAGCCACAUUGUUUGUGAAUCACUAUUAUCAAUCAAUCCCCAACAUCAAAUAAACAAAUAGAUGAAAUGUUU
Linum trigynum is the source of this 1989-nucleotide messenger RNA. Lineage: Eukaryota; Viridiplantae; Streptophyta; Magnoliopsida; Malpighiales; Linaceae. The record is from the annotation of a GenBank genome assembly.